AUGGAUGCAAUAUUAUCCCGACUGAAGCAGCUCAGCCCUGAUGAGCUUAGAGAAGAAAUUAUAAGAGCAGGCCUGAAAUGUGGGCCCAUUACCUCAACAACUAGGUUUAUUUUUGAAAAAAAACUGGCUCAAGCAUUGUUGGAGCAGCAUGGAGCACUGGGGGAGAAAGGAUCUGCUCUAUCAGAGGAGGCUGCUGGAAAUGUCCCAUCCAAUGGUGGCCGGGCAAGAGCACUGAAGACUUUGAAUCACAAUGGUCAUGAAAGUGUUUCUGAGGAGGCAGAUUUUGGGUACUGUGUGGGUGUGAACCCUCCAGAAGAAGAUGCUGUGAUGCACAUGAACUGCUCGGCUCCAGUUUGUGGAGCAGGAUGUGUGGAUCCACAAAGUAGUACUCAGACACCGUCCAGAGAUCCGCCGCUGUUCUAUGGCGUGUGUCCAGUUUAUGAUGACAUAUUGGCAAGGAAUGAGAAAAUACAUGUUUAUGAAGAUAAAAAGGAAGCUCUCCAAGCUGUUAAGAUGAUCAAGGGUUCCCGUUUUAAAGCUUUUUCAAACAGAGAGGAUGCUGAGAAAUUUGCUAAAGGAAUCUGUGACUAUUUCCCAUCUCCAAGCAAGUCCUCUCUAUGUUUGUCUCCAGUGAAAAUGGGAGCAUUUAACAGAGAUGGCUUGUGCUCUCCUGAGACUGAAACUGCUAAUAAGGAGAGAGCCAACAGUUACAAAAGUCCACGUACUCAGGAUCUUACUGCUAAACUUCGGAAAGCUGUUGAGAAAGGAGACAUAGCAACAUUUUCAGAACUUAUUUGGAGCAACCCUCGCUAUCUGAUUGGGUCGGGAGACAAUCCAACAGUUGUACAGGAAGGGUGUAGGUACAAUGUCAUGCAUGUAGCUGCCAAGGAGAACCAACCUGGUAUCUGCCAGUUAUUACUGGACACUUUGGAAAAUCCUGAAUUUAUGCGGCUUAUGUACCCGGAUGAUAAUGAUGUGAUGUUGAAGAAUCGUAUCCAAUACAUUGUUGACCUUUACCUUAACACACCAGAUAAAGCUGGAUUUGAUACUCCUUUGCAUUUUGCCUGCAAGUUUGGGAAUUUGGAAGUUGUUAAUGUGCUUACCUCACACCCAGCUAUUGUAAAAAAUCCAAGAAACAAAUAUGAUCAAACUCCAGCAGAAGUAGUUUGUGAAAGAAGCAAAAAUAAAUCUGCUGAAUUGAAAGAAAAACUCAGAGAGUACUUGAAAGGUCGAUACUAUGUACCACUCUUGAGAGCAGAAGACAAUUCCUCAGCUCCUGUUAUUGGUGCCCCAUGGUCACCAGAUCAGACAGAUGAUAACCCCCAAAAGACUUUAUCUCAAUACACUGGCAGCCCAAAAGAUCCAGUGUUGUCCAUAAGAGCUUUUGCUGGCCCCAUGAGCCCCUCAAAGGCUGAAGAAUUUCGCAGGCUUUGGAAGACUCCACCUCGAGAGAGAGCUGGCUUCUUCCACAAUGUCAGGAAGUCUGAUCUGGAGAGAGGGGUUGAAAGAGUUGGAAGGGAGUUAGCUCAUGAACUGGGGUUCCCGUGGGUUGAAUACUGGGAAUUUCUGGGCUGUUUUGUUGAUCUGUCUUCCCAGGAGGGGCUGCGAAAAUUAGAAGAGUACCUGAGUCAUCAGGAAAUGAGCAAAAAGGCUCAGCAAGAAACAGGGGAAAAUGAAACCUGCAAUAGAUACAAAACUCCACAUCCUUCUGGCAAGAGUAAAAAGUCCUGCAAUUCGAUUUCUGUUGGAGCAUUUUUGGAUGAGGAUGAUGAUGACAUGAGCUUAGAGGAAAUUAAAAACAGACAAAAUGCAGCACGGAAUAUCAGCCCACCAAUUGUGUCCAAAGAGCCCAACAUUGAUGCCAUUGGAGAUGCUGAGUGUGAUAUCCUGUCAAUGGAGUGCACAGUAAACAGGAUAGAAGCAUCAGGUCACCCCAGGCACUGUGAAAAGGCAGGUUCUUCCAGCAAAAAUGGAUUUUGUAACUCUGUGUCUGGUGAGAGGAUCCUGAGGGACAGAAAGCAUUUGCAUGAGGGAGGAGUGUCGCCUGUUUGCAAUUUGAUGUCAGAAUUUGAAAGCCUGUCUUUCCAAGAACAAGGGGUUGCAGGGGGAUCAAGUAAAAUCACUGAAAAAACUGACAAUGAGAGGAUUCUGGCUGAAGGAACAAGUCAGGUGAGAAUAUCCAAGGACCAUCUGGAUAAGACCUGCUAUGCAGUUUCACCAGCAAGUUGUUCUGAGCCAAGUGUUACGGGUAAACCUGGAGAGACCAAGUUAAGGACAGAACACAAAAUAACAAGAAAAAAGGAAAGACUAUCCAUGGAACCUGGAAUUCAGACCAAGGAGGCACAACAACAUCAAGAUCUGUCUUCACAGAAAUUUCAUCUGAAGGCUUCACCCACAAAUGGCAGUUCUAUGAAGUUAUUCCUGCUUGGGGAGCAGCCCUCAAAGCUGGACAGUGAUGUAUUAGCAGCUAUAGAGGCAGCAGAGAUUGAUCCACAGAAACACCCCCUCAUUUCCAGAUGGAAACAUGCAGUGCAGUCCUACUCUUCAGCUGACAGGCAAAGUUGGCCAAGUCCAGCACUGAAGGCAAGAUUCAAGUCCCAAACCACUGCCACUGGCCUUCCAAAUGCUUCAGCCUAUUCUCAUUCAGAAAGAAAUAGUCCUGUACCAGGAAGUCCAGGAAAAUACAGCAAUGCUGCCUCCUUCUCUGCAGACCCUGGGAGUCCUGGGCGCUACAGCCCAGCUUAUGUCAACCACGCCCUGUUAAAGCUGCGUUACUUUUCAGAGUCUCCUGCCCAAUAA
This is a messenger RNA of Chaetura pelagica (chimney swift), 2799 nucleotides long. RefSeq names its product ankyrin repeat and LEM domain containing 2 (gene ANKLE2). Gene Ontology annotation, biological process: negative regulation of phosphorylation. The coding region runs from base 1 to 2799 and encodes 932 amino acids. Gene Ontology annotation, cellular component: endoplasmic reticulum. The transcript has 12 exons. Gene Ontology annotation, molecular function: protein phosphatase 2A binding. Lineage: Eukaryota; Metazoa; Chordata; Aves; Apodiformes; Apodidae. The record is from RefSeq and is a predicted model, not a curated record.